Messenger RNA from Lycium ferocissimum, 1025 nucleotides. RefSeq names its product 2-phytyl-1,4-beta-naphthoquinone methyltransferase, chloroplastic. The record is from RefSeq and is a predicted model, not a curated record. Gene Ontology annotation, biological process: phylloquinone biosynthetic process. The transcript is spliced from 7 exons. Gene Ontology annotation, molecular function: S-adenosylmethionine-dependent methyltransferase activity; 2-phytyl-1,4-naphthoquinone methyltransferase activity. Bases 84 to 836 code for a protein of 250 amino acids. Lineage: Eukaryota; Viridiplantae; Streptophyta; Magnoliopsida; Solanales; Solanaceae.
AGAGGGACCAAAGUGACAUUAUCCUUUUAAAGACAAAAAGUCAUCAACAAAAGGGAAGAGGUGCAGGUAAGGAACUGACAACAAUGGCUUCCCUUCAGCUGGGUGUUUCUUCACUUGCCGGACCCACUUUCCAAAUUCGGUGUUCCAGUGAACGGCAAGCGCUGUUUAACCGCAUUGCCCCUGUUUAUGAUAACUUGAAUGAUAUGCUGAGUUUGGGUCAACAUCGCAUAUGGAAAAGAAUGGCUGUUUCUUGGAGCCGAGCUAAAGAAGGGGACAACGUACUAGAUGUCUGUUGUGGAAGUGGAGAUUUGACGUUUCUUUUGUCUGAGAGAGUUGGACCUAAUGGCAAGGCGUUCGGUUUUGAUUUCUCAAAGGAACAAUUAUUAAUCGCUUCGACUCGGCAGAAAUUACGUUCAAAGACAUGUUAUAAGAACAUCAAGUGGAUGGAGGGCAAUGCGCUUGAUUUACCCUUUCCUGACUCCUCCUUUGAUGCUGUUACUAUUGGCUAUGGAUUACGAAAUGUGGUUGAUAGACAUAAAGCUAUGGCAGAGAUAUUUCGAGUUUUAAAACAAGGCUCAACGGUAUCUGUUCUUGACUUCAAUAAGAGUAUCAACCCCUUGAGCACCACAAUUCAGGAAUUGAUGAUCGACAAUAUAGUCGUUCCUGUAGCGAGUGGUUAUGGCCUAGAAGAUGAGUACACAUACUUGAAAAGCUCUAUCAAAGACUUUCUGACAGGAAACGAGUUAGAGAAGCUGGCUCUUGAUGUAGGAUUUUCCACCGCGAAACAUUUUGAAAUAGGGUUUGGAUUUAUGGGCAAUUUGGUAGCCAUUCGAUAGAAUGAUUUCAACUGCUUCAUCUUCCCCGUGCCUUAAAAAGCGAGAAAAGAUGCAGUAACAAGAGGAAUGAGUGGAAUUUUUAGCAAUAGAUAUUAGUAGACUUCUUCCUUCAAUUUCAAGUCAUGCCUGCUAGUGCAUUGAAUAUUGCAUCGCCUUACAGGCUGAAGAUAUGUGAUAUAAUUUACUGUG